GUGAAGCAGCACUGCGCGAACGAGCGCCUUUUAAGUGACUGAAAGCUUUUAAUUUAGAAUACUGUUACAAAACAAAACACACUUCAGAAAAUUGAAAAUUAUUUACUUACUAGAAGCUUAUUUUGCUUACGGGACUUAAUAUACUGAAAAACCGAACCUCAGAUUAUAACUUUCGGUGACGUAAAGUAUGGCAUUGACAUCGAGGAAUUAGUAUUUCCCAUUUUACACGUAACGAUUUACAUAAUUAAUUGGUUUUUAUUUAUUAUUUUCUGUAUUAACGGUGCCUACAAGAGUGCAACAAGCAACGAAUACUAUUGUAUAAGUUGCCGAGAUUGGAAUGGAAUGUAGCUAUGUGAGAGAAGGCGAAGAGCAAUGAUGGGGGUUCAGCCUUUGGAGACCGGGUGUGAAAGUGGAGAGCCACUGCCUGAUGCCACCCACUGGAAGGAGUUCGUGUGCGGCGGCGGCGCCGCCUUCUGCAACAUUAUCAUUAGCUACCCUCUUAACAAACUCAUAUUUAGACAGAUGAUGCAUGGAGUUGAAACAACUUUUGCCUUAAAUCAAUUACAAAAAGAAGGUGCAGCAUAUCUAUACCGUGGGAUGCUGCCACCCCUCUUGCAGCGCUCUGUGUCCAUGUCACUCAUGUUUGGAGUGUACAAUGAAGUUCUGCAACCUCAACUGAACUACUGCGUCAAUCCUUACGUUGCCAAGACUGUAGCGGGCUUGGUGGCUGGUUGUGUUGAAGCAACCCUGAUGCCAUUUGAAAGGAUUCAAACUUUACUUAUCCACCCUAAAUUUCAUAAGGAAUUCAAAAACACAGCACAUGCAACUCGUCACAUUGCAGGUAGGUAUGGGAUUAAAGAAUUUUACAGAGGGCUAACUCCCAUAUUGAUGAGAAAUGGUCCCUCAAAUGCUAUGUUUUUUAUAAUACGUGAUGAAGUACGGCUGCUAUUACCACCGCAAGAGCGAGUUCUGUAUAAAAGCCUUCAGGACUUCCUUGCUGGCGCAACUAUUGGUGCUAUUCUGAGUACUUUAUUUUAUCCCCUCAAUGUCAUUAAAAUUGCAAUGCAAUGUGAAUUAGGAGGACCUCAUAGGACAGUGGCAUUUGAAUUUAGAUAUAUUUUACGCAAAAGAGGCUCUAAAUUUGCAAAUUUCUACCAUGGAGCUGUUCUUAACAUUUCUAGAGCAUUCUUAAGUUGGGGAAUAGUAAACGCUUCUUAUGAGGUGUUUAGGAGAAUGCUUUAUGCCUAGUAUUGCCUAGUCAGCUGUUAUUGUAUGCAUUAGUGUUGGAUGCUUCACAACAAUCACAACUUCACUCAACCUCAACAUUAUUGUGAAAAAAAUUAUUAUUGGAAUUUGUUACAUAUGUAACUUUCUAUUGGUAACAUCAAAUUUUUUGUCUGUCUGGUUAACUGAAGUACUGUAUUUGCUAAUGAUUGAAUAGAAAUUGUUAGAUUGUUUUAAAUCAUACUGACAUAACUUAUCAGCAGAGCUGUAAAUCAUUUAUAUAUCUGUUUAGCUCCAUUUGCUGUAUACCAUCAGAGAAUAGAGAUAUCUUUUUGUAGCAAAAAAAAGUGCUUGAACCAUCGAUAAAUCUGUUAUCGAUAAGUGUUGUACAGUCAUAGAUUAAUAAAUAGAAAAGCAUAUAAUGAAGAAGUUUCAAGACUUUAAAUAUAGUUGGUCAAGCAAAUAUUAUCAGUAGAAAAACGCGAAACUCAAAUUUUCUAUGGGACGAUAUCCCUUCGCGCCAACUUUUUUUAAAUUUGCCGCCUUUUUCUACUGACAAGAUUUGCUUGACCAACUAUAGUGUAAAUGAUUUAUAGCCUGUCCGAUUUCUAAGAUCAAGUUCGCCAUAGAUUCACUAUGGCGUACUGUCAGUAGGUAUAACAACAGUGCCAAAAUCACAAAAACUCCCAAUAUAUUAAAGAAGAUAGCGGACGUAUGCUGUACUUAACGUUAGAAAUUUUCUAUAACGUUAGGAUAACAUCGAUAACAUACAAGUCGAUAUUUCAUUUUGUGAAUCCCUCGUUUUGCCAGGAAAAGUUCUAUGUCUGGUUAUUAUAGUUCAAUCAACCAGCAGUCCAGCACGUCCAGCGCAACUGGACGCCUGACUGAGGGAAUAGUGACCGGUGAGUUACUUUUCCUAUCUCUUUCUAACUAGUAUUGUGCGAUAGUGUCAGAUGAUGCUCACGCGGCUUUUGUCAUGGUCAUGGCGGCCAGUUGUAGUAUUCCUGCAUAGUAACAAUCUGCUGCUACUAGAAGCUAAUUUUAAACUUGUGCAAGUUUGAUAAUUAAGCGAGGUUUAAACUAAACCUCGCUUUAGACUAGCAAGAACUUCCAUGCAAUUUUCAUUACAUUGCGGUAUCUGAUAAACAUUCUGAAUGCAGUUUACCUUACUGCUUACUUACUUACUGCUAGCCUUUCUCCGCAGACGUCUAGUCUGGUUGCCCUUGGCAUAGGCCUCUCCCAUAUUCCUCCACGAGUCCCUGCCUGAACUCGUCUUCCCAUCUCAUUUUUUGUCUUCCAUCAUCCCUUUUUCCGUCUCUUGGGUACCAUGUUGUGAUGUCUCUUGACCAUUUUUCUCUUUUGUCUCGGAGCAUGUGACCGGUCCACUUCCAUUUUAGUUUUUUCAUAGUGUGGUUUAUGUCGAUUAUUUUUGUUCUCUUUCUAAUGUCCUCCAGUUUUAUUCUAUCUCUAAGUUUUAUAUUCAACAUGCUUCUUUCCAUACUAUUUUGGCAGACUUGGAGAGCUUUCCUCUCCUUGACAGUUUACCUUAGUAGUCAGCAAUGUAACGUAAAUUGCAUGCAAGUUCUUGCUAGUCUAAACCUCAUUUACCUCGCUUUAAUUGACAGAAUUACUGUCAUUGUAUUCUGUCUUUUUCUUAAUUUAUUGUAUGUUGUAUAAUCUAAGCAAGACCUUGUGGUGCUGUUGUAUAUAUAUUUAUUAGGUGUGUUAUUGCACAGUUUAUUUUAAGUAGCAAUGUUUUUUAACAAAAGGCAUUUAUGUUGAUAUUAUAUGUAAAUAUCGUCCGUUAUUGUUAUGCAUAGUAAUAACAUAUCUACCUUAACUUAAACAAAUAUUAUGUGAAUGAUUGAUAUUGUUGAUCAUUUCUACCAAUGUACAAACGAUUAUUCCAAAUAUUGAUUCAGUUAAGUGAAAAUGCCCUUUUUUCCAAAAUCAAUCUUAAAACGGCAGUAUUAUUGUAUACCUACUAUAUAGUUCGUUUGCGUUAAGAAUGCAGUAAAAUCAUCAUUGUCCGCCGGCCUAAAAUGCCAAUACCUACUUAAUAUUAUAAUGCCCAGUAGACCUCAGGUUACAUAAGUGAGCCACAGCAAAUACCAGGGAACAUUGGGAAAAUUAAAAAUCAUACAUAAAUGUGUAAGACCGAAUCGUUAAUUACCUAUGGGUACAGAUAAAACCUGGGCUAACUGUUUACAUGUGUAUUAUUUUGUAUUACUAUGUUCUUAGGGUAUGGUCUGAGGGUAUUUUUACGCCAUAUCUGAUAUAAGAAGGUUUUACAUUUUUAUUUUAUUUUAGGGACCUUAUGAUGCUUUCAGUAUAAUUUGACCAAACCUAUCGAGCUUAAUUUGCGACUAUUUCACCGAAUCCUUGGUACGAUUAUUACGAUUUAAAGAAACAAAAGGUUAAUAUGCUGCCAAAACAUGUUUUCUAAGUGUCCUCUUCAUGAUUGCUCAAUUGGGCAUCCACAGAAUAAACGUAGUUAAUUUUUACUUUUACAUAAAACCCGGCCAAGUGCGAGUCGGACUCGCGCACGAAGGGUUCCGUACCAUUACGCAAAAAACGGCAAAAAAUCACGUUUGUUGUAUGGGAGCCCCACUUAAAUAUUUAUUUAAUUCUGUUUUUAGUAUUUGUUGUUAUAGCGGCAACAAAAAUACCUACAUCAUCUGUGAAAAUUUUAACUGUCUAGCUAUCACGGUUCAUGAGAUACAGCCUGGUGACAGACGGACAGACAGAGGAGUCUUAGUAAUAGGGUCACGUUUUUACCCUUUGGGUACGGAACCCUAAAAACUACUUUUUAUGCAACAUUUUGGAUUCCCGCAAUUUUCUGACGCAAGCGGAAUGAGGGAGACAGCUUAAAGAAUGUACCAGCCAACAUUCA
Cydia strobilella is the source of this 4117-nucleotide messenger RNA. RefSeq names its product mitochondrial nicotinamide adenine dinucleotide transporter SLC25A51. Gene Ontology annotation, cellular component: mitochondrion. Gene Ontology annotation, molecular function: NAD transmembrane transporter activity. The record is from RefSeq and is a predicted model, not a curated record. Bases 373 to 1248 code for a protein of 291 amino acids. NCBI's taxonomy places the organism in Eukaryota, Metazoa, Arthropoda, Insecta, Lepidoptera, Tortricidae. The transcript is spliced from 3 exons.